Daphnia magna is the source of this 2245-nucleotide messenger RNA. RefSeq lists its product as uncharacterized. Gene Ontology annotation, molecular function: DNA binding. NCBI's taxonomy places the organism in Eukaryota, Metazoa, Arthropoda, Branchiopoda, Diplostraca, Daphniidae. Bases 472 to 2175 code for a protein of 567 amino acids. Gene Ontology annotation, cellular component: nucleus. The record is from RefSeq and is a predicted model, not a curated record. The transcript has 6 exons.
GGAGAACGGGGCAGUUAGGGUAGUGUAUAUGUUGGCACUAUCGAUAUUGAGAUAUGUUUUAAUGAAACCUAAGUAUAGGAAAAAUUCACGCUUACGCAACCCGAAAAUCUCCAUCGUUUAAAAAAAAAAUCAUUAAAAAAGUCCUAAGGGUUCAGUAAUAAAUGAAACAAUAAUUUUGGCGCCUUAAAAUCGUGUCAUCAGCUUUGACAGAUUUUUUCAAUUUACGGGUUUCAGAAAUGGAAUAAAACUUUCAACAAAUAAUAUUCUUGAAGGAAAUUCUUUCCUCUUUCAAUCUGAUAUUUGAGUUUAUUAUUUCUCCUUAGAGGAGUUACUGAAAAAUCAAUUUGAUUAACGACACCUAUUCUUGAGGCAAAAUGGCCUGGCAACGUUGGGGCAGUUUGCGGGUAUAAAAUCUCUGUCGUCUAAUGUCAAAAUGGUGAGUCUUAAAAAGUCUGUCAAUUUUUGUUAAAGAUGGUUAGGCAUUACAUUAGAAAAACUGAACGUUGUAUGUAUCCAGAUGGUUACAUUUUGAAAGCUGUUAAGAAAGUUGUUGCUGAGAAACAAAAAGUAUGUGAUGUUUCCAAAGCAACCUCCAUCCCAAAAAGAUCUAUACUGAGAUAUGUCAAAAAUUUCUUGGCUGCUGGAAUUCAAGAUGAAGCUGAAGCAACUACAAGCAUUGGGGGUUACCAAAAACCUCGUAAGGUUUUCAGCAGCGAACAAGAAAGCAAUCUUAGCAGUUACGUCAAAAGGGCCAGUGACAUUUAUCAUGGAAUCACUACCACAGACAUGAGAAGAUUGGCUUAUCAGUACGCUACCCAAGAAAAAUGUAUUGUCCCUCUUUCUUGUCUGCCUUGCAGUAUCUGCCACAGGAACGUCUAUUCCACCAUAUUAUGUCUUUCCACGGAAUAUUUCCUCAAUGGUGCCCCUCUUGGUUCUGUUGGAUCAGCCAAUAAGUCUGGCUGGAUGUCAGACAAAGAUUUUGUUUUGUUCAUGAAACAUUUCAUACAAAACGUUCGGCCUUCGAAAGAGAACGAAGUUGUUUUAUUUCUCGACAACCACUCCUCUCAUCUGUCGAUCGAGGUAUUAAAUUUGGCGAAAGACAACGGAGUGGUCAUGAUAACUUUCCCUCCGCAUUGUUCUCAUAAGCUUCAACCCCUUGACAGAAGUGUGUUUGGUCCAUUUAAAAGAUACUACAAUUCGUAUUGCAGUUCAUGGAUGAAGGACCAUCCAGGAAAACCUAUGAGCAUACACAACAUCGCAGAGCUGGUUGGAUUAGCCUUCCCGCUUGCAACAACACCAGCAAACAUCACGUCUGGGUUUAGAGUGGCCGGGCUAGUCCCAUUUAAUAGAUUUAUCUUCGAUGGUGACGUCGACUUUGCUCCAUCUUUCGUCACGGAUCGUCCUUUUAAUUCAUCACCAGUCCCUCCUAUUGAUGACUUCAUAGAAAUCCCAGCAUCCAACGAUAACAUCGUCGAAGAAGGCCAAACUCCCGUUCCAGUCCAAAAAGACCAAACUCCCGUUCCAGAGAACCACAUCGAGGCCAAUGUUUCAACUACAAUUCUACCCGACUUGGACAACAUUGUGGUUAUUUUCGAAGAAGAUCCUUUGGCGACAGUUGAAAACGUUAAUAUUUCACUAGAUGUUCAAAACGGAGAGACAUUUGACCUGAGAGGUGUUCUCGAGGAGGAUUCCAAUAGAAAUCCAGUGGAAAUUAUGAGACCCUACCCUAAAGCUGGACCGAGGAAAGGAAGCAGCACCGGCCGAAAACGAAGCACUGCCAUCCUAACUGACACACCUGUUAAGGCCCAGCUGGAGAAGGAGAAGAUGGCCACUGAUGCGAAGAAAAACAAACUUGGCAAAGUCAGAAGAAAGUUAAAUCCAACACCAGUGAAAAAAACUGCCAGAAAGUCAAGAAGAGCAAACCAAGAAAACAACAACCCAACCAUUCCUUUGCAAAAUUUACCCAGACCCUCUUCCAGUGCUCAAAAUUUACCCAGACCCUCUUCCAGUGCUCAAAAUGGAUUAACUGAUUCUUGUUUCUGUAUUAUGUGUCAAGAGAGUUUCUCUGAAAGCAGGCCCGGUGAAAAAUGGGUGCAAUGUGUGAAAUGUUUGUUGUGGGCCCACGAAAACUGUGUGACCAAGAGUAAGCGGUUUUUAUGUUUCGAUUGUUCUUAGUUUUGUUGAUGAAUGGCCAAUUUAAUUUGUGAUUUUCAAUUUACUGAUGUAUCGUUAACAUUUCCACAAA